This is a messenger RNA of Annulohypoxylon maeteangense, 1426 nucleotides long. RefSeq names its product Bromodomain-containing protein. Gene Ontology annotation, molecular function: histone H3 acetyltransferase activity; protein binding. The transcript is spliced from 3 exons. Gene Ontology annotation, biological process: chromatin remodeling; positive regulation of transcription by RNA polymerase II. Gene Ontology annotation, cellular component: histone acetyltransferase complex. The coding region runs from base 106 to 1290 and encodes 394 amino acids. Lineage: Eukaryota; Fungi; Ascomycota; Sordariomycetes; Xylariales; Hypoxylaceae. The record is from RefSeq and is a predicted model, not a curated record.
CAUCAACUUCAACCUGCGACUCGGUCGCAUUGGAUAUGCGCAUACAACUUAAAACUUGCAUCCUCUACUCGUCACGUCGCACUUGAUGUUGGCAAGGUCGACACGAUGGUGAAGGACGAAACCGGUAAGCGCAAGGCCAGUGACGAGCCAUCGUCACCGGUCGCCGCUAAGAGGGCCAAACAUGAUGACACCUCAGACCCAAUGAAGAAGCCCACGAUCGAACCCAUCCCUUUCCCGGAAAAGCCUGCCGUAGUCGAGGAACGAACCGGCGAAAUCGAGUUUCGCGUAGUGAACAACGAUAAUGAGCGCGAAUCUCUAAUCAUUCUGACCGGCCUCAAGUGCAUCUUCCAGAAGCAAUUGCCCAAGAUGCCUAAGGACUAUAUCGCCCGACUCGUUUACGACCGAACCCAUUUAUCGAUCGCUAUCGUCAAGAAACCCCUCGAAGUCGUUGGCGGAAUUACUUACCGGCCGUUUAAGGGACGCCAGUUUGCCGAAAUCGUGUUCUGUGCUAUUAGCAGUGACCAGCAGGUGAAGGGAUACGGCGCCCAUCUUAUGUCUCAUUUAAAGGACUAUGUCAAGGCGACUAGUGACGUGAUGCACUUUCUAACCUACGCUGAUAAUUAUGCUAUUGGCUAUUUUAAGAAGCAGGGUUUUACUAAGGAGAUCACAUUGCCUCGAUCAGUUUGGAUGGGUUAUAUCAAAGAUUACGAAGGUGGCACUAUAAUGCAGUGUUCCAUGCUUCCUCGCGUGAGAUACCUCGAGAUGGGUCGUAUGCUUCUGAAACAGAAGGAGUGUGUGCAGGCUAAGAUCCGCGCCUUCUCCAAAUCUCACGUUGUGCAUCAGCCACCUAAGCAGUGGAAAAACAGCGUGACACCUAUCGAUCCUCUGUCUAUCGAGGCAAUUCGUGCCUCGGGUUGGUCACCCGAUAUGGACGAGUUGGCUAGACAACCGCGACACGGUCCGAACUACAACCAGCUGCUCCAUCUACUCAACGAUCUGCAGAACCACCAGUCGGCAUGGCCGUUCCUUAACCCGGUUAAUAAGGACGAUGUGGCAGAUUACUACGACGUAAUCAAGGAGCCCAUGGACCUCAGCACCAUGGAAACCAAGCUCGAGGCCGACCAGUACGGCACACCUGAGGAGUUCAUCAAGGACGCGAAGCUCAUCUUCGAUAACUGCCGCAAGUACAACAAUGAGUCCACGCCGUAUGCGAAAUCUGCGAACAAACUGGAGAAAUUUAUGUGGACACAAAUCAAGUCUAUCCCUGAAUGGUCGCACCUUGAGCCUUAGGUCAGGAACACGAUGGAAUCAUUUGAGGGAGCGCAACGGGAAGUGCGACGUCGCUCACAGUACGAGAGCCGACAUUGCGCAGACUUGGGCGCCGGUGUCGACCCCGAGGACCUGAAGAUUGAAACUAUGGAGACAA